UUUUCAAAGAUGGAUUUCAACUACGACAAAGAGAAGUACGGCAAGAAUAUUGACGAUACUCUUGGCAGACCAAAAGAACAAGAAAUGGAGCAGGUGCAGAAAGAGGAUAGCUUAGAUAUCUUUGCAGAUAAUCCAAGUGAAUCUAGCGCCAACAAAGGCUCAAGUUCUGUCGGUCAGAAUAUCCAUGUUCAGAACAAUAAUAGGCAUACAGAGAACAAUCUCCUCUCUGAAUCAAAGGAAGAUGAUGAGAUAGAUGAAGGUGACCAACAAGAUACCAAUGUUCCAAGGGGUAUCCCUCUACAUCAAAUGAAUAACUUUGGAGAAGUACCUGGAAGGUACCAACAACAUCAUAUGAGGGGAAAUUUGAGGGAUGUGAAGUUUGAAGAGAGAGUGGAGUAUGCGAAGAAGGCGAUCCCGGUUGUGGCUUAUGUGCAGAUUGUGAUGGGAGGGAUGGGGGUUGGGUUCCAUUUGUUAGUGCUGUUUUGAGAUUUUGUGGAUGUAGAGCUGUUUGGAGUGGAGAGUCCGCUAGGUGAUGAUAGCAGAAAAAUUGAGACCAAUUACAAAUGGAAGGUAUUAGCAAGACUCAUAUUGCUAAUAGUAAGCUCUCUGGAGCUCUAUGCUGGAUAUUACACUCUCAAGGAAUCCAAGAAUCUUGAUAUAGUUAGGAAUGGGUUCCCAGAGAGAAAGCAACUGGUUUUGGUUGGAAUUUAUGUUAUUAUGGUAUUCCUUGAUCUCUUACAGACAGUUUUGGUUAUUUUUGGAGCCCUCAUAGGGAUGUCAACUUAUGUAGAAUAUUGAUUGAAUAGUUGCAGAACUAUUGGAUUGAAGCAUCCUGUUUUAAAAGAUUAUGAAUUAAAUACUCACGAAUGCAAUGAGUAUUUUACAAAUAAAGAAUACGAAUUUGACUCAGAUGGAAAUCGUAUUUCAAAAUCUGAAGUUUGGGGGCAAGAAAUAAUCGAAGACUACACUUUCACUCUAUUCUUUAGUCUAAUCUUCACUGCCAUCUACUGCACAAUCUCCCUCUACUCCAUCAGAACAGUCCGCAAAAGUUUCCAACCCAACCCUCAACACCCCCAAGAACCUAUCCAAUAACCCCUCUUCUCCAAUUCCUCCUAAAAAUCCCCUAAAAACUCCUCUAUUC
Messenger RNA from Moneuplotes crassus, 1141 nucleotides. NCBI's taxonomy places the organism in Eukaryota, Ciliophora, Spirotrichea, Euplotida, Euplotidae. The record is from the annotation of a GenBank genome assembly.